ACUCGGUUUCCCAGCGUGCCCGCGGGGAGGGGGUGGCAUGGCGGGCAAGGAUGACACCGGAGUUCGACGAAGAAGUGGUGUUUGAGAAUUCCCCACUCUACCAGUAUCUGCAGGAUUUGGGACACACGGAUUUUGAAGUAUGCUCAUCAGCGUCGCAGAAGGCGGAGCAAUGUGCAGCAGCGGAAAAAGAAAAAGAGCGGACUGUGCGUGCUGCCCAGAAACAAGGCAUCCUGUCAAAACUAGCUGAAUUCUUUAGAAGCUGGUUUCCUUUUCCACAGUAUAAGAAAAACGAUGACAUACUUCACCGACUGGAUGUUGGAUUUCGAGUUGACACGCUCCGUACCAUCCUGCAACAGGAAGUUCUGCUGCAGGAGGAUGUGGAACUGAUUGAGUUCCUUGACCCCAGUAUCCUGUCUGCGGGGCAGUGUAAGCAACAGGAAAACAGACAGCUUCCAACACUGCGCUCCCUAGCAACUCCUAAUAUUUGGGAUGUUUCGCUGUUUCUUGCCUUUGUAAGUGCACUGCUUAUGCUUCCUUCGUGGUGGAAGGAAUCAUCGUGGCUGCUGUGGGGACUAGUUCUGCUUGUCUAUGCAGUCUUUAGAGUAUGGGGCACAUGGAGGACAGCCAAGCUGCAAAUGUCCCUGCGAAAAUACUGUAUCCAGCUGGAAGAAACAGUGGCAAAUAGCCGAGCUUUUACUAAUCUCGUGAGGAAAGCUCUACGGCUCAUUCAAGAGACUGAAGUAAUUUCCAGAGGAUUUACCCUUUUGCUUGACAGGGUCAGUGCUGCUUGCCCAUUUAAUAAAGCUGGACAGCAUCCUAGUCAGCACCUGAUUGGUCUCCGGAAGGCCGUGUAUCGAUCCGUCAGAGCCAACUUUCGGGCUUCAAGACUGGCCACUCUGUACAUGCUGAAAAACUACCCUCUGAACUCAGAGAGUGACAACGUGACCAGCUACAUCUGUGUAGUCCCCUUUAAGGAACUGGGUCUGGGACUGAGUGAAGAGCAGGUCUCAGAAGAGGAGGCACACAACCUAACCGAUGGCUUCAGCUUGCCUGCGCUCAAGGUCCUCUUUCAGCUCUGGGUAGGGCAGAGUUCAGAAUUCUUCAGGAGGCUGGUGCUGCUCCUCUCCCCAGCCAAUGCAUCCCCCAAGGCCUUGGUCUCCCCUGAACGGCUGCCUCAUCACAUCCUGUCCGAUGUGACUCAAGGCCUACCUCACACACACGCUGCCUGCUUGGAGGAGCUUAGGAGAAGCUACGAGUUUUAUCGGUACUUUGAAACUCAGCACCAGUCGGGUUUGGAAUGGCCACCCAGAACAAAGCAGAAGUCAAGGGAGCUGAACAGCCUUCAGACAGCAGUACGCAGCUUGCAGCUUCACCUCAAGGCGCUGCUCAAUGAGGUAAUAAUUCUUGAGGAUGAACUUGAAAAACUUGUUAGCACUAAGGAGACACCUGAGUUGACAACAGAAGCCCAUCAGGUUCUUGAACAAAAACUAAAGUUUAUUCAGCCUCAUAUCCAGGCAAGCAACAGCUGCUGGGAAGAAGCCAUUUCUCAGGUGGAAAAAAUGAGUGGAAGAAACACAAGUAAAAAAGGCAAAAUUGAAGUUUCCUGUGACAACCUGCAGCGUACUACAGUACCUUUAACACAACCUACCAUAUACAUAGAAAACAAAGAUCCAAUCCCUGAAGAGCAGGAAUUGGAAGCAUAUGUUGAUUAUUCAGAUAUAGAUAAUGAAUACAAAAGAGAAGAUUUUUACUGCUUUUCCCAGGAAGAGAGAGAGAGACAAGAACGAGAGAGACAGGAAUCUAAAAGGGUGUUACAAGAAUUGAAAUCUGUACUUGGAUUUAAAGCUUCAGAAAUAGAAAGACAGAAAUGGAAACAGCUGCUAUUCAGUGAACAUGCUGCAGUGAAACCCUUGCCUUCUGUAGAACCACUGAAGCUACUAAAUAAUUUGGAAUCACAUAUGAAUUCAGAUACAGAAAAGCAGGACUGCAGCCAAAGUGGUGAUAAAUCUGAAGAAAAAGACUCUAAUCCACAAGUGACUGCUGCUGAUAAAAGCAGGACAGAAUAUUUGUAUGAAGAUCCUGAGAUGGAGAAAAACAAAAACAGUACUGCAGAUGAAGAUGUUUCUGCAGGGACUGAAGAAAGAAUGUGUUAUCAGAGUGAAGGGGAAGCUGAAGAACUCAAGCCGAGUAGUAUGGACGGAGUAGAGGUUUCACAGCCUCCCUCUAAGGAUGCAUUACAUUCAAAAAUCAAGCAUAGGCUGGCCCAGCUCCACAUAUCAACAGAUUUAAACUUCACAUCUGGUCUGGCUGCACAAGUUGCUGCCAGGUCUUUCACUUUUACUACAAUGCAGGAAGAGACUUUUGGAGAUGAGGGAGAGGAGGAGGAAGAGAAGACAAAGGAGCAUGAAGACCUUGUGGAGGACUGUGAGAAUGAAGAUGGAGGCUCUGAAAGUGAAGGAAAAGUAUAAGUCUGAGCUGAGCUUUGUUAAACCAACAGCAGGCAAUUUGAUGGAAAAAAAACUAAGGUGAGGUGUGAAGGUGAAAAUACUGGAUGGAAAAAAUAGGAGACCUAAAUAUAAUACAUCUUGUUCCCUAAGUCUGAUACACUGAAUAGGACUUCUAAGUAUAUUGAAAAUUUGCAGGUAAGAGAAGUUUAGGUUGCAUCCAAGAAAUAGAUGGCUGUUCCAUUUUUAAGGUCCUAGUGAUGGAGGUUGGAAUUGACCUUUGUGUUUUCUGUUUUAUUUAUUUAUUAUAAUGUAUUGUGGGGUUUUUAUUUCUAAAAUGAAGGAAAAACAAUGUCUUGAUUGACAACAGCCUCCGGUUUUUGCUUUCUGAUUCUGUUGUCAUGGUAUCAAUGUUUGUUCCAAUAAAAAAAGCCAGGACAUUUCUUUUAGAAGAACCUGAACUGUUCCCUGUGAUCUUCCCCACCACUUUUGUUUCAAUUCUUGUAUCUGCCGUGUGUUGACUAAGCCACAGUAGACAUUUGUGAUUCUACAGCUAGUGAUGUGGCACCCAAAUAAAAUGUAGAAUUUUAAAUAAAAACUUGAAAGAGCUAGUAUUUGAUAUGUCCUGGGGUAUGGGGCUGAAAUAGUAUAAAGUUAGUCAUGCUUCAUAUUAAGGUUUAUUUAGAAUUUUAUGAAGGGUUAAUAAAUGAUUUCUAGAAAUUGUAAUUCAUGUUAGAGAAAUGUGUUGUAAGUAUAUGUUAGGGAAGGCUAUAAGCACACCAGUAGAAAGCACUAUAGACAGCUAGAAGCUAUCUGUUGGAUUGACAGUAGGUGAGAAGUAAACACCUGUGUAUUAAACCAGCUAUUAAUUAUUUGUUAACCUUUUGUAAAUUGAACCUUAAUAUAAUUGUUUGAUUGGAUAUAAUGAUUGAUUGUACAUUUUUGUUUAUGUCCUAAUGUAAUUUUCUUAGAAGAAAAUUAUCUGAGAGCUUAACAACAUGCAGUACUUUGUUUAAACAGCAUACUUGCUUUUCCCUAAUGUUCUUUCACUUUUCCUUAGAUCACAACUAUAACCUGUGUGAUUAAGAAUCCUUGAGAGAACAACAAUUGUGUAUUUUCUAAGGUGUAUCUUGUAACUUAGUUAACUGACACUGAUGUCUGGAUGUUUAGUAUGAGAUUAUGUGGUUUGUUUUUUUCUCUGUGGUGAUGUUACAAGGAGCAGGAAACUGCUCUUCUCACAGAGGAGCUGGUUAAUGAUUUCACUGCCCUCUCUUCCUUUUGCUCUCUGACACAAAAUGAAGCUCGGAUCCCAUGUCUCUAAUGACAAGAGCGCAGCUUCUUUGUGUGGAAUACUCCGACCUGGAUACACUGCAUCAGUUACUUAGAGUAUUUACUGGGGUUUGCAAGUUCUGUAGGGCAAAGGUUUUUUUAGAUGCGGGUGGUGCAGAGCAAUGUCUUUCCUAGGAUGCUGGUGGGAAAUGGGAAAAGCCAACAAAAGUCAGCAGAUUAGGGUGGAACUCUUGAUGAUAUGUCAGAAAACAAGUGCUUUCUUUCAAUCUCCCUCUCUUCUAUUAGUGAUUUUGCAUGAACACUGUGAAAUAUGUGGACUUCUUCACAGAUGGUAGAGAGGUAAAUACCAAUUAAUAGACAAGGGAGUAUGUGACUUACGUGUUCUUUCACAAUAUAAUGCCUGUCUUCUCCCUCACACACAGGUUUUGGGAAGAGAAUGUCUUGCCAUUUUUCUUUGACCAGUAACACUGUGUUCUGUGCCCUUAGUUUUGUGUAAGUGACUGGAAACUGAAUGGUUGAUGUCUUGGGGGUGUGGUAAAAGAAAAAAUCAGAUGCUUCUCAGAGUGUAUUGAGAAGCUAAGCCUCCUCUUAGAGGUAGAGUAUAUUCUUCUGUAACCGGUAAAGAUUAGGCUAAGAUGAUGAAACGCUUUUAUUUUCUCUCUGGUAAGCAAUUUUUUUUACCAAGUCUAGAACAGCUGCUUUGGAUAAAUUGUGUUUGAAGCAUUGUCCAUGCUUCUGCAAAAGUCUUCCUCAUCCUUGACUUGAGAUCCUUGAGUUCACAAAGUGCCCAGAUUUUUUUUUGUUCCUAGCUAGUUGUUCUGACUCCCUAAAUGUAUGUUCCAUUAAUGCUUUUCCAUAAACUCAUUGCACCAUCGUCUCAUGAUCUGAUGUUGUGUAUCCCAGAAAGGAUACUCCUGAAUUUUUCCAGUGGGAUUCAAAUCAUAGUUUACAAUGUGUAUGGCUGUUUUACCAACCUGGAAAGAUGAUCAGAUUUAGGAUAUGAAUUAUUACGGUGCUCACAAUUUUGGAUGAAGGCAGUAGUAGCCUGAGUGCUUUGCUUUGCUACUAAAAUUGGUUUCAGAUCUCACAUUUAUAAAAAUUGCCAUCUCUUUAUUCCUUUGAUGCAAUCCUUAGCAAAAGUCCUGGAGAAUCAACUUUGGUGGCCCACUUGGAACCUAGUUUUGUUAUGUGUUGAUCUUGGUGAUGAAACUGAACUAAAAAAACCCAUCCAUCAUGAGUUGUUCAUUUUCAUCCAUCAGUUGUGUCAACGUAGGAUUUCGUGGCCAUGUUACAAAACAGCUCGUGAGUCCGCCCUUUUUAGGGAUUACUUUUCACUGUUCUUAUUGCAGUGAUGCCAUUUACAGUAGUUACCUCCAAACAGCUGUAUCAGGACGGACUGCGCUGCUGGUGUGAGACUCGGGAUUGCCCACAUUUACAUUAUUGGCAAAGGUGGUGACGUGUGAAAUUACAGCCUUGACAUUAGACAUGGGUAUGAUCAAAUGAUGACUUUUUGGAGGAAGUUCUGAUCCUGCUUUGAACAAAUUGAUUUUCUACAAGCACUUUAACUGAUUUCCGUGGUCUGUCUUAGUGCAGUCUUAGAAGCUACACAUAUGAACACGUGGGCUCACUUGCUUUCUCUGCCUCUCAUCACAUCCGUAUAUGACAGCCAUCAGGUCAUUUAUUUUGAUUUAUUUAAUAUUCUCCCUGCAGAAAAAUAUGGCUAGCAGGGUACAGCACACAAAGCAUGACUUCCCUUGACUUGAUAACCAGGUUCCAUCUACGUGUGUUAUGCACUCUGUCAUAAUCCAGAUUUUCUCAUAAUUAUGUCAUUUGCAAGGACUGGACCAUACGUGCUGUAUGUUCCUUCAAGAACCUGAGGGAUUUCUUGGCAACCACAAUUUGUUGCUGCAUUUAAAAUAAUGUAUAUGAUGAACACACUGAAGUGUGCAUUAGCUCUAAAGAGUUGUGUUAAUAUAUUGAGCAUGUCGAGGUCUGAGUGCUGUUCUGUGUUCUUUGGCUUGUUACCGGAGAUACAGAUUUUUGUGAAAACAGAACAUUUGCUUCUUAGGGCUUUGUAACUUUUUGAAACAUGCUAAUCAGGAAAUCCAUACUAAAUAAUGGGUUCUGCUGAGGGAUAUCAGCAGCCAAAAUUCUUUAUGAAGAGCAGAGCUAACAAUAAAUGCAUUUUCCCUAUUCCAUUUCUAGUUAGCAGUUCUGUGAAGUUGUAAGUAGAAGCAAGUAAUUAUAUAGGGUUAAUUUCUUCUCCUUCUAUCCUACUGGAAGACACUCCAAAGAUAAUAUUUGCUUCUUAGAUUGGAUUGCAAUAUGACACUACAUCUUUUAUAUCACUUCACUUUACAGCUAAAGAUGUAGAUAAAGGCUUAAAUGGGGGCAAAGAUGUGUAAUAAGAAGAUAAUUUGUCCCUUUUGUUAAGUGUACGUCUUCACGACAGAAGUUGUAAAACAGUUGUGUCAUGGAAGCAAAUGUAGAGAGUGACAGAUAAUCAAGCAUCUUUCAAAUGGAGUUAAAUGUGUCUGUGUCAACUACAGGCAAGAUUCGCAAAUGUAAAUCCUCUGGUUUCGGUCGUGGCAGUGAGACAGUUUUACUCCCAACAGAGAAUUGCUGGACAUCACUGAAUCUUGCACCUCAUUUUCUAAGUGCAAGAUGCAACCUGGUGGAGUAGCCAGGUUUCAGACUUUGUCCUGAGCACACCUGUCUGUGUGACUGACACAGUAUUGGAAAUUUUAUGUGUACUGGAAGUGCAAAGUUUGCAACUGUCUCAUUAAUUUAUUUUGUAAUAAAAAACCUGUUAAAUGGUGGACCGUGUGGAGUUGUUUGCCCACACUGAAUUUUGUAAUCUUGUAGUCUAUGCCUUUUUUCUUUCUUUCCUCUUUUUUUUUUUUGACAGAAGUGAGGUCAAGUAUACUAAACUGCCCUUGUUCUUUAAAGUAUUUAGUGAAAGGCUGCUGUUUCUCUGCAAGUGACUUGUUCCCAAGGCUAAUUACUCUUUAGAAUUAACAGGGUUUCACACAGUCUCAUCUAAAAAAACAGGCAUUGUGUGAGAAUAGCACUUGGUCAGUGUAAAGGGCCAGGCUGCUCUGGGAUCUUGUCUGUGACAGGGACUAAUAGCAGAUGCUGAGAGAAGAGUAUGAGAAAAGAGAAAUUUUUAGUGAUACUUACUCAGGAUAUUCCUCAACAAUUUGUGGCUCAGGGACUUCUUGGGCCAGUGGUGGUGGUGGCUGGUCAACUUAACAGGUUCCAGUGGAAUCCCUUUCCAUAAAUUUGUUCAACUUCAUGUUUGGUCAAUUAUUCCUAGUCCCAGUGCCAGUAUGCAGUCAUCUUUAUUACAGGCUUUACAAGUGAGAUUUGUCAAUAAAGUUUUUUGAUUUUUCUUUUCUUCAACUGAGCAAGCCCACUUCCCUCAGUCUUUCCACAGAGGUCAUGUUUUUCACCUUUUGUGUGCUUUCCUUAGAAAUCUGUCCAGUUUUUGAAGUGUAAUGACCAAAGUGUGGUGCAGUACUUCAGGCAUAACCUCAACAGUGCUGAGUAUGGAGUAAUAAUCACCUCCCAUAAAACUGUGAACCAUUCAAAUAUAUUUGAGUCCAUAUAAAAAAAGAAAAAUCUUUUCAGAUCUUUUACCUCUACCCUAGCUAUUAGAAUGACAAAUGAAAAUAUUUGGUCUAAUGGAGGAGAAAUAUUUAUUCACUGUCAGCAGGAUUUGGCUGGACAAUGUUUUUCUUUGCUAACAAAACAGAAAGUUGUUAAAUAAAAAUGAUCUUGCAACAGCUGCCACCUGGUCUAACACAAAUUAAGAUGCCAAACAACACUUGUUUAAAUUUCAGCUUGACUUUCCAGAGUUUUUUUGGUCUCUGAUGAAUAAGUAUGCAUUACAAAAUAUAUUUUCACACAAGAAACAUGGAUAUAUGGAUGUCAGAGACCAAACUGAAGACCUCUGUGGCUAAUUUUUAAAAUGCUUGGUAGUGUGCUUUAUGCAUUUUCUCAUCAUAUUUAAUUCCCUCCUGUAUAUGUUUUUUUUUUUGCCACCUUGGAUUUUAAGUGCCCGAAAACCCACUUUGAUUUAUUUGACUUGGAAAUUUGUGCAGUAAUCAGAUACUUGGUAAUGGUACCAUAACUGUGGUAAUAAGGCAUAGUCAUAAGUAGGGGAGAAAUCUACCUGCCAUGAACUUUGCUUUGUAGAUGGAUAGAGCACUCUAAUAUGAAAGUGUUCUCGAUAUCCUGCCUCACCUUUCACGCUGCUGUCUCUCUAGUUAUUGUCAGGUUAUCAGAACACAACUUGGCUCAGCAAGGUGAACGCACUGUUAGCCCACAUUACACUUUCUGAAUUGAACACAGGAUUCUGAAGAAGUGACUAUAAUGUAGUAGAUGAGGAAAAAGUUUGUUUCUCUGUUACAAAGUGGCUUAUUUUAAAAGGGUUGAAUAGGACCAAAACUUGGAUACUUUCAUAUGUUCAGCAUGUUUUGACCCUUUGUACCUUCUCAGCUUUAAAUCUUAAAGGCCUUACGGACAGUCUGCUUUAAGGGGGUGCAGUUCUAUAGCAGUUUAAACCACUUCAUGGCCGUGCAAUCCCAGUCCCUCCUUUAGGGUGACUUUUGUGACCAUUCAGUGAUUCAGGACAUGCACAGGACUGGAAGUGCAUGAGUGUUUUAACUUGCAGCUGGCUCCCUGAAUCCUAAUGAGGAUAGUGCCACUCAUUAUUUUCCUCACUCAUUUUGACUCUUUUUUUGUUGUUGUUGUUCUUGAGGCCUAGGCUGCCCAAGACUGUUUCUCUGUUAUUCUCCAGAGUCUCUAAGAACUGUUUAUGAUAGUGCCAGUAAAACUGAAAUUAUCGUGCAUGGUUUUUUCUACUUACUGUUUUCACCCUUCUGGUCUCUCUGACACCUAUGGUCCUCUCCCUUUACUACCGCUCUUAAGACAUUCAAAUUUUAAAAUAAUACACAAAUUCUUUUUUAUUUGUGUUUGUAACAUUAACGACUAGAUCUAGAAUUGUGUACUGACUUUGUCACUUGACUGGAGAACUGAAACAGAAGGUGGACACCAUCAUGGGGAGUAUACAGUCAAAACAGAAAUAAUAACAGAUCGCAGCUCAAAUUUAUACCACACUUUUGGUGUAAAUUGGCUUCUAUAAGUAAUUCUGACUUACUGAAAAACAUCAGUUGCAUUUUAAAAAUAACUGAAAUUCUAGUACAAGGUCCCAAAAUAAGUGUCAUUAGUUGGCUAAAUUUGUGCUCAAAUCUUCACAUUUAAAGACUGCUUCCUGACCUUCUCCAGCUGCAUGGAUGAGAACUGAAAAUAAUCUCAGAUUUCUAAAGAGAGUGACCAAUCCUUUCCGUUACUUUGUGCUAUUAAAAAGAGGUCCAUUCCUAAACAAACAAAAAGAGAAAAGUCAGUGCUUAAUAUGUUCAGUAGUCAUUGCUGACAGAGAAUCAUGCAUUUGAUCUCAGUAGAAGCACCAUAAAUGUGGGCUGUUUAUAAUGUUUGAUAUCUGUGUUUCAGUAAUAAUAAUAAUAGUAGGCUUUCAAUGUAUUAUGGGAUAAAAGCCAGAAACCUGCAAAUUGUCCUCCAGAUCUUUCAUCCAAAGGCACAGCUGGUCAAAUUUAAACAAGUUCAUGCUGGCUGUUCCUGCGCUGCUCAGUAUGACACGGUGCUCAAAGUUUUUAAAGUCCUAACGUGACUAUUCACAGACAGUCUGCUUGCACCUGUGUGCCUGAGGUCUGCAAAGCUUGUAGAGAUCACAGGCCAGUGCUGAGGGAAACCUAUACAGGAACAGGAUGCCUCAUAAGCAUUUUAUGUUUAUUGUCUCUGUCUUCCUUCAUUGCAGCCUCCAUGCCAUAUGCAAUCCCACUCUUAAACUUUUUCCUUCCCACCUUUCCUCUUCAUAGGCCACACAAACCAGUUGGGGAGGGUUUUUUGGUUUGCUUCUCACCUAAGAGACUAUCCUGUAAUGCACCAGGUAAGUUAUCUCCAAUAAGAAACUUAGUGGUCACACUGCAAUGGGUGGGGCCUGGGCACAAGGCUGGAGAAGCUCCUCUGGUUUGAUCACUUCUGGGAAGGGUUCUACUCAGGUGAUUGACUGUGGAGGUGCUGAGCUAGACUUGAUGACUCUGCAGGUAUCUUUCAAAGAUCCAGUUUUUGCGAGGUCCGUUCUUUCCUCUGAUGUCUUUCUCUCUCCCCCCUCUUAGCUGCCUUCAGCUCUUCUCCAGCAUUCCUUUGUCAGCUGUUGAGGAAUUUGGCCACUUUUUCCCUUCAGUUCUGAACACUUUGUCUAAACUUUAUGAAAUGACAGGCUAGAGGAAAUCCACACCAAGGUGCUGCUGCACAUUCCCAGUCAUAAGCUCAUAAACAGAAGUGUUCUUAGGGCUGUUACAAUGUUUGUCCUGACAUUCCUUCUAGGGAGGUUUGAUCUACAUUUCAGCCCGACUUCCUGUUUCUUCCUGGGCUUCAGAACAUUCACUUCCAGGAAUUUUCCUCCUUAAUGAUUAUAAGAUGGUAAUGUCACCUCAGCAAGACUGAUCCUUGAACAGGUGUUCCUCAUUACAUGAGCCUUACUUGUUCUUUCCAGUGGGAGGGUGGCACAGUCAUAGCUGCGUCUGCCUUCCACCAAACAAGCUUGUUUCUUUCUGCAGUAGGGGCUGAAAACGUGCUUUCCAGCUGCUAUGCCAGUGUGCUCUGGCUCCACAGCUGCCUAGUCUUGAGUUCAGGAAGCUCUGGGAUAUAGCAGUUGUGCUUAAACCUUUCCCACUGACAAAGAGCAUGUAUUUUCAUACUACAAUUAUUACUAAAUCUCCCCUGAAUUGAACUAUUUUGAAUUUUCAUUAAGCAGCAUUAACGGAUUGUUUCUUAAUUUGAGGGAUUUGUGUGAGCUUUAUAAAUAUAUAUAUACACACACACGCACUUCAUAUUGUACUGUGUAUUUCCAGGUAUCCCACUGCAAGGCUUGUCAAGCAAAGAGGUUGUAUUUUUCUCAUAUCAAACUAUCCAGUUACUUAUCAGAAGGUAAACAAAAACUUAAUUCUUGCUAUUUAAUGGCAAAAGAGUUGAAUUGUGUUCUACCAAGCAGGCUCUGUGGAGGUAUUUAAAACACAUGCUAAUUUUACACCUUUAAUUAGAAAAGCUAUUUUACUUUGUUUUCACUUAUCAAGGCUUUGCACCUGAGCUGCUGCGAGUGCCUGUGUGCCCAUCUACCCUGUCUUAAACAUGUAAACAAAUACAUGUUCCUCAACAUUUCCUGCCUGCUAAGUCUUAGCAUUUCCCAAAACAGGACCUAAAGGCAGCAUGGAUUGCCAAGGAACCACAGGGAGGGGAAAGAAAAUAAUCUUGAUAAGCUGCUGUUUAAUUGGUUAAUAAAUGAGAGCUAAAAUAUAAGACAAAAUGUUUAAAAGAACAAACUGCAGCAAGAAACUUCUGGCAGGGCUACAGAGGAAAAUCACAUGAUACACUCUGAAGUUUGCAGACACUGGGAAUGAUCCACAAUUUCUUGUCCAUGUGAAGUGGAGACAGGAAACACUCAUCAGACUGGUAGUCUUCAGCAGCUUUUUCAAAAAAGCCUCUAUUUUAUCUCCAUUUUAUUUCCAGAGAAAGACUUGGUGCUGCUGUGGUGGUGUAUCAAGCUAUAUGUAAUCAAUCUCUGUAUCUCUUCCUUUAAGUUCUGUGUGACAUCAGUCUCUUUCCUUCAACUGUACUGAAAACCCAUGUGGUUUGGCUCCACUGGGAAUCUCUUCUGCACCCACCCUUCCAGUUGCUGAUGCUGCUUUAAACAGUUGAUUAGAUCGGUCUCAAGGAGGUGUAGGUCAGCAGGUCCUUAAAGCAGUUAUGAAGCCUGGGGCCUGGUCUCAUAACUCAGGUUCUGGCUUGGAUGUGGGCAGAAGCAGGAAGACAUUCCUGGAUUCUGUCCUGUCUUUGUGAAAGGGUUUCCUGCCAAUGAUACUCUCCCAAACCCUUUUGUUUCUCUUUUUUGUACUUUUCCACUUUACCUCUCUCCUUUUUCCCAUGGAUAUGAUUCAGGACCUAAAGUCUUUUUUGCAUAUUUGAUUGUGUGCAUCACCAGGAUUAUUUUUAAGCCAUUUUUUUAAAUUUGUGCCUGGGUUUUCCCAGUUUCAGACGUAGUUUUCUCAAUUGUAAUGCUAACCACCUUCAAAGUCUUUUUGGUUGCUAUUAUUUCUCUGGCAUCUGUAAUAAAAUUCUGUCUCACUACUGCCUGUAUCAUUUUUUCUCCUUAUCCUGUAUCCCUGACAGUUGCCUAGGUGGCGUGGAUGUGGCUUAUCCAUCCUUCAAUUAGUAAUGAUUGAAUGGAAUAGGGAAUGCUUUUAAAGGGAUGCACAAAUGCUGUAUGAGCACUUUUUUUGAUCUUUUAUACAGAAGUUUAUUUAUAAUUUCACUUUCAUCCUGAAGAUGAAAUUAAUUUUAAGCAAUCCUGGCAAUAGUUUCUGCAUUAUAUUUUGCUGAUUCCUCAGUACAAGCACUUUAGUAAUGAACACUAGUUACUCUUGUCUAAACAAGCGAUGACUGAAGAAUGUUUUUCUGUGUGUCACAUGCUUCCAGCUACAGCUUCCCAUCAUCCUUCAGAGACCUGUGUGCUGUGGCAACUAUUAGCAAAACCCCUUUAAGCAUCACCUAAAUGGCUUGGUAGGUGGGCUUUUAGGAAGAGAAUACUGUGUCAGGUAGAUCUUUAAGAAGCUCUGCAGGAGAUGUAUUUAUUCUACUUGUCUAGCUGUAUGACUUGUAAGAGACAAGCUUUCUUUGUAUGUUUUGAAAGUGCCAAAAUAGCAGCAACAGAACAGACUGGCUUCUUUUAUCCGAAGCUUUGUGGCUCCCUUAUACUGCUUAGACUUUAUCAUUAAAACAAAGGCUGUGUUCUGCUGCUGUUAGGAGCUGUGGCUGAUGCACACCUCUUCCUGUAAACAUUCCCUCAUUUGGUUUUAAGGUUAACAUCUCUUGACCGCUCUUCCCACUUAGGUAUGACUCACUCUCACCUAAUUCAGGGAAGGGAAGCUUAAGUAUUACUGGGGAAGAAGGAAAAUAAUUUGAUUGUGAAAGGCAAGGGGAAAGUUGAUGAGGCAGGAGUAUUUAUUCUUACCGAUUGAGUCUUGCUGCCUAAUUGGUACAUAAUCUGUUCUGCAAAAGGUUUUGCUUAUUCUUUGCUGUUUCCUGGUUUUCGUGUUUGUUUGCAUACUGAAUACUGAACAGGUUCAAUUGCUGCUGUUAGAAGGAGAAGUCUGUCUACCAAAAGGGAUCCGUAAUGUUUUCCUUUACUUGGAGAUUUUUUGAAUUCUAAAUUACCUGUGUGUAUACUUCAUAAUGUACCAUAUGCAAAUAUUCUUCAGGAAUUGAUACUACCACUUCAGACAGUCAGUAUUUUCUAUGUAAGAACUGUACGUUUCCUAUACUGCCAAGAAUGUAUAUAUAUCUAUGAAGACUUAAGAUUGUAUCUUUUUGAGCAAGCCUCUUUCUUCAACCAUCUGAAAUUUUCUUCCUGUUUCUCAAGUUCUCUGCUAUUUAUUAGACACUUGUGUUAUAUUGUGUACUUUUUUGUAUCAGUUGUAUUGCUGUAUUUCUCCUUUCUGUCAUUAAAACCUGUUCUUCUCAUC
This is a messenger RNA of Pipra filicauda (Wire-tailed manakin), 13339 nucleotides long. RefSeq names its product vezatin, adherens junctions transmembrane protein (gene VEZT). The record is from RefSeq and is a predicted model, not a curated record. The transcript is spliced from 12 exons. Gene Ontology annotation, cellular component: plasma membrane. Gene Ontology annotation, biological process: cell-cell adhesion. The coding region runs from base 51 to 2468 and encodes 805 amino acids. NCBI's taxonomy places the organism in Eukaryota, Metazoa, Chordata, Aves, Passeriformes, Pipridae. Gene Ontology annotation, molecular function: myosin binding.